This is a messenger RNA of Trichomycterus rosablanca, 4086 nucleotides long. RefSeq names its product potassium voltage-gated channel, Shaw-related subfamily, member 3a (gene kcnc3a). Gene Ontology annotation, molecular function: delayed rectifier potassium channel activity; protein binding. Bases 32 to 1840 code for a protein of 602 amino acids. Gene Ontology annotation, cellular component: presynaptic membrane; dendrite membrane; axon terminus. Gene Ontology annotation, biological process: potassium ion transmembrane transport; protein homooligomerization. The transcript is spliced from 4 exons. Lineage: Eukaryota; Metazoa; Chordata; Actinopteri; Siluriformes; Trichomycteridae. The record is from RefSeq and is a predicted model, not a curated record.
CCCCCUCUCUCCCCCCUCCUCGCGCUCCUCUAUGCUCAGCUCGGUGUGCGUCUCCUCUUUCAGAGGGCGCAAAGGUGGCAGCAAGUCGUGCGCCAAAGCAUGCGCAAGCGCCGACAUGACUUGCCCGUCGGACAGCGAGCGCAUCGUCAUCAACUGCGGCGGCGUGCGGCACGAGACCUACCGGAGCACGCUCCGCACGCUGCCCGGCACGCGCCUGUCGUGGCUCACCGAGCCCGACGCCUGCAGCAACUUCGACUACGACCCCAAAUCGGACGAGUUCUUCUUCGACCGGCACCCGAGCACCUUCGCUUUCAUCCUCAACUACUACCGCACCGGCAAGCUGCACUGCCCGGGCGACGUGUGCGGCCCGCUCUUCGAGGAGGAGCUCGCCUUCUGGGGCAUCGAUGAGACGGACGUGGAGGCGUGCUGCUGGAUGAACUACCGGCAGCACCGCGACGCCGAGGAGGCGCUCGACAGCUUCGAGACCCCCGAGCCGGACGCGCCGGAGGACGACCCCGCGCUGGCGGGCGUCGGCGGAGGCGUCGGCGCCGACGGAGACCUCAAGCGCCUCUGCCUGCACGAGGACAGCGGCAAGCCGAGCUGGUGGAGCGUCUGGCAGCCGCGCUUGUGGGCGCUCUUCGAGGAUCCCUACUCGUCCAAGUACGCACGGUACAUAGCGUUCGGCUCGCUGCUGUUCAUCCUCAUCUCCAUCUCCACGUUCUGCCUCGAGACCCACGAGGCGUUUAACACCAUCUACAACAAGACGGAAAACGUGACGGUGGGCAACGUGACGCGAGAGGAGGUGAUGUUCGAGGUGGUGACUGACAGCUGGCUGACGUACGUGGAGGGCAUGUGCGUGAUCUGGUUCACCAUCGAGGUGUUCACGCGCGUCAUCUUCUGCCCAGACAAGGCCGAGUUCUUCAAGAGCUCCCUGAACAUAAUCGACUUCGUCGCCAUCCUGCCCUUCUACCUGGAGAUGGCGCUCAGCAGCCUGUCCUCCAAGGCAGCCAAGGACGUGCUGGGCUUCCUGCGCGUCGUGCGUUUCGUCCGGAUCCUAAGGAUCUUCAAGCUGACGCGCCACUUCGUCGGGCUGCGAGUGCUCGGCCACACGCUCCGCGCCAGCACCAACGAGUUCUUGCUGCUCAUCAUCUUCUUGGCGCUGGGUGUGCUUAUCUUCGCCACCAUGAUCUACUACGCCGAGAGGAUCGGCGCUGACCCCAAUGACCCCACGGGCAGUGCCCACACCACCUUUAAGAACAUCCCCAUCGGCUUCUGGUGGGCCGUGGUUACAAUGACCACGCUGGGCUAUGGCGACAUGUACCCAGAGACUUGGUCGGGUAUGUUGGUGGGCGCUCUGUGUGCCCUCGCUGGCGUGCUCACCAUCGCCAUGCCCGUGCCCGUCAUCGUCAACAACUUCGGCAUGUACUACUCGCUCGCCAUGGCCAAGCAGAAGCUUCCCAAGAAGAAGAAUAAACACAUCCCGCGAGCCCCGCAGCCCGGCUCGCCCAACUACUGCAAGCCUGACGCUCUCGCCAUGGCCACCGCCUCGCCGCACAGACUCAUGGGCAAUGUGCUGGGUGGCAGCAUAGCAGGGGACUGCCCCCUGGCACAAGAGGAGAUCAUUGAGAUCAACAGGGCAGACUCGAAGCAGAACGGGGACGCGGCUAACGCUGCCCUGGCUAACGAGGACUGCCCCACUAUAGAUCAGGUGCUGGGGCCGGACGACAGGAGCCCGGCGACGGGAACUGGGCGCUACCCGCACGACCGCGCCUGCUUCCUGCUCAGUGCCGGAGAGUUCCGCACCACCGACAGCAAUGUCAGGAAAGUGCUGAGUUUCUGAACCGACCCCGUCCUCUGGAAAGACCUGAGACCUCGGCAUGACAAUAUUCCACCUCCAGAAUCACAGCGAGAGGAAACGAUCAGAGAGGGUCGAUCAGAGAAAAUGCCCAUUCGAACCGAAGAAAGCGGAAUCCGUCGUCACGUAGACGGAACCCACGAGCGGACGAACCAAACCCAGGCACAUCGCACCACACGGACGGGGAACGUCUCACUUCCUUUCGGUCCGGACCGUCGUUAAUCCGUUAAUCUUCUGCGCUUACAUAUCAGCACAUCGUGACUCUUCAUCUCAGCAAAUAAGUAACAGAAUGACAUGUUUUGAUUUGCAUUUAGUGCUAUUUAUUCUUUUUUUCCAUGUUUGCGUGUGAAAACUACAAGUGGAAGCUUUUAGGAUUUUAACAAAACAAAAAAAGAAAAGAAAACAGGGAUCGCUUCCACUUUGUGCUCUUCGCUGUUUUAAGGGCAAAGAAUUGAACGAUUGAACGUCUGAAAGAUUCCCAUGCUUGACUCGACUAUGCAAUUCAACCCCACGCUCUUUAAAAGAAAAGCCAAAUUGGUAGACAACAGUCAACUUCAUGCUCUUUCGGACGGAGAGAGGUCUCAUCCUGAACAUCUCAGAUACUGAACAUCGGUACAGAACCGUCAACAGAACCUUCCGGGACCCACAGACUCUCUGAUUAUAACCUAAACGAACAAACAUAAGCACCUCUUUCGGUCCUACUUUUCGUUCUUCCUCUCUUCCCAACAUCUCAGCGUUUCUCCUCCUCUGUAGUUGAACUGCAUGGCAUGAAAGUGAAAAAAAUCAAGACUAUAAAUAAAACCUGCAAGAAUUAAACUAGAGAACACGUAACGGGGCGGAGAAACCGACGAGACGCCGAACACACGAGGAUGUUCCUCCGGGAGGGGGGGGGGAGAGGAACCACCUGGACAGGACGGAUCCGAAACCCGCUGAAGGACAGAGCUGGGGUUUGGGAACGCUGGCUGAACUCUGAACUUUAGUCUUAAAGAAAAAAAAACGUAGUAAAAAAAAAUAACGAAUGCAAACUGAAAAUGCAUUUUCUGACUUUGUCUACCAGCAUGACUAAACUGCAUGACUCUGCUUCUGUAAGCCCUGAUUAACCCCCCUCACCCAACCUUCCACUCACACAUACACUCACACACACACGUAAAGAGGGCUUGGAAUUACAAAAAAAGAGCAAAAUCAUGCCAGGUUUAUGUAUAUGCAACUAAAUUAAGAAAAUAAUACUGAGAAAUGAUCUAGAUUGUUCUGAAUACAGAAUAUACAUGCAUAAAACAUAUAAAUCAAUCUGCAGCUACAGAGUGACCUUUAUGUACUUUAUACUAUAUAUAGAUAUUAGUUACCCCAUCCAAAUGGAACCGAUCUGUGAAAUGAACCCCACAUAUGACAUCUUUUUAACCUCUGUUCAUCCGCAUCUUCUCUUUCCUUCUACCGUUCUGCCCUCAGUUACUUCAGCUGCUGUUUGUUCAGUCAUUUUCUACAUUUAUUUAUUCGCUGGGCUCGUCAGGUUAAGUUAAUCGGACGUCUAGGAGAGCACACUGACAGCAGCGCGUUCGCUCGCUUUCUUUACGGCACGGUCUGUUCUCUUUUUAUAAGUUUUUAAUUCAGCACUACAGUGAAACGAUCGGUAGCAUUUUUUGACCUGGUAGAGCAAUACACACCUUAUUUUUUUACUACGAAAACGCUUUGUAGCCCUCAAAUAUGCCUGCUCGCACAGUCUCAUGUAAAUGUUAUUUAUUUAUUAUUGAUUUAUUUAUUUAUUUAUUGGUUUGGUCACUUGUUGAGGGACGUACUUCAGUGCAGUCGACAUGCAGUUACAGCCAUAAAGUCCACGAUGGAUCGAGUUGAUAAAAAAAAAAAAAGGUGCUUUUUAAGUCUUCCGUAGCAACUCUUACAAUUUAAGGAAACAGAAAGAGUCACAUAUGAAUGGAUUGUGUCAAAAAGGUCCAGACAAGCCAGGCACGACAGAGUUUUAUGUUUCUUUAACUCCUAUAGAGCUUAAAAGUGAGGUUCUGGAAUGACAUUUUUAGCGAUAACGUAUGAACCUGACGAGGCAAAUGAAUCUCAUAGAUCGUUACACUAUCAGCAUCACAGGAACGUUGAACUGAACAGCGACCGUCCACUUUUUAAAUAGCUUUGCUUUCCUAACUCUAGUUUGUACCCAGGAGUGUAAGAACUUUAAGAAAUGCGCCCCUGUUUGAAUAUGUAUGAUGUGUUGCUAGUGUUUUGGG